Messenger RNA from Oncorhynchus keta (chum salmon), 9670 nucleotides. RefSeq names its product t-complex-associated-testis-expressed 1 (gene drc5). Lineage: Eukaryota; Metazoa; Chordata; Actinopteri; Salmoniformes; Salmonidae. Gene Ontology annotation, biological process: flagellated sperm motility. Gene Ontology annotation, molecular function: protein binding. Gene Ontology annotation, cellular component: sperm flagellum. The record is from RefSeq and is a predicted model, not a curated record. The transcript is spliced from 10 exons. The coding region runs from base 4401 to 5771 and encodes 456 amino acids.
CGUUUGGGUAGCACCAUGUGACCGGUCAUGUCCCAUUAAGUUACUAAGUAGGAUUACCCAUCUUAUUACAUAAUUAAGCGAAUAUCCUCCUAAUACACCAUAUUAUGUCAUUAGGCCUUCAGUGUCAUGAUAAAGUAAAGCAUUUGCCCCUGCCUAACCCCUUCCCCCACUCCAUAUAAUUUAGCCCUAUAUUUUAGAACCUAAAUACUAAUAGGAAUGUGUAUAUGAUGUGUCAUUGAUGCAUACUGUCAAAUGGUGAGCUUUAAGUUAAGUAAACAUCCUAUUCCUACUUUUCUAUAUUAGCUUGGAGCUGUUAGGAGAAUCAGCAUAGUGCUACUGUGCCAAACUGACAUGCCUCUGAACUCACUGCAAACCCUUUGAAGAAACAAACUCCACUCAAUGAACCAUGGCUGCAGUAGAACAGAGUGCAGGGGGAAUCAGGGAGAGGUAGCUACACAGACUCCAGCUGAGGGUUACAGACAGACAGAACAUUAGGACCUAUCGGCUUUUUGACUUUUGUUGUUGUCCCACACCCACCUCUCCGGAGCCUCCGUAGUUCUGCAACUGAUAAGACCUACUAGCACUGGUUCCUGUCAUAGAUGGUCAACUCCAGGCCUUGGUGACCAUUGUUAUAGGCUGAGGAUGGCAUAAUUGGAGGAUUUUGUAAGGCUAAGGCUGAUCUAGCGGUUUUUUUUUUUGUGUGUCUAGACUGCAAUUCAUUAUUGAUUCUGCGGUGUCUGGGAGAAUGUAUAGUAUGUAAAGUGUAACCUGAAAAUGAUGUAAAGGUUUUAUUGUCCAACUCUUCAGAUAGGCUUCAUGGCUCUAAAUCGAUCAUCAUUAUUGGGUUGUGUGUUUCUUGUCUGUUUCUGUUAGUACAAAAACUAACGUGUAAUACUUUGCUCUUUAUUUUACUCUUAUUUCUAUAUAUUUUUUAAAUCCUAAUGCCUAGUCACUUUACCCUUCAUGUACAAAUCUACUUCAAAUACCUCAUAGCUUUGCAUAUUGGUCUUGUUCUGGUAGUCCCUGUAGAUCAUUCCAUUCUUGUGUAUGAUAUUUUAUUCCUCUUGUGUUACUAUUUAAUUUGUAUUAUUAUUUGUCAAAUCUACUCUGCAGCCUCAUUGGGAAGGGCUCGUAAGAAAGAAUUACACGGUUAAGUCUACACCAGUUGUAUUCAGCGCAUGUGGCAAAAAAAAUGGAUUAGAUUUAAGAUAUGUUUUGGUGUGUGAUUCUUUCAUUCAACACAUAAUAAAGACUCUUGCAGCAGCAAGACAUUAAUGUGUGGUAGUACCACCAUGGUUUUAGACUAGAGAAUCUGCUUGUUUAGAUGCUUUGGGAUGGAUGAUGGAUCCUCUCCAAAUGCAUCUUAUCCAAAAUCCUCGUUCCAUCUGCCAGCUUGCUCACAAAUGGUCCACACAGCAGGAUCAUGGAACACAGCUACACUGCAUCUACAGUUCUGUGUGUUGAGUGUGUACAGUAUGUGUUGCGUAGCAUGCAGGGUAAGCUAUUCUGUCCACUCUGCACCAAGCACAGCUCACUGCCCAAGUCCUGUCCCAAUUGCCUUGCUAAGGCAUCCUCUGAGUACGAUUUAUAAUACUUAUAACAUUAAUACAUUGUAGCUUGGUGUGAUGUAAUCAAAUCAUUGUUUUAAUAAGAGCAGUAGGUCUACAUGAUUGGAUACUAGUAAUUUACUCAAAUGAGUGCUUUGAGGGUAAUUUAUAUAAUGUUGCAUUACAGACACAAACAAAGAUGGCAGACAGUAAUUGUAAUUACACGUGUAUUAGUUUUUUGUUGUGAGACGUGGUGUGACAUGACUGUGCAGGUUCCCUGCAGGCAUGUCUUUGAGCUGCCAGCCAAGCUUCAGCUGAACAUAAAUCAGGGAAAAGGGUUUUUGCUGAUGAGAAUCAGCUCUACUGGCUGAAAUUGUCUUGUUCAUAGUGCUUUAAUCCUCACAUCACCUUUAAUCCUCAACCAGUUAAACUAAUGAGGGUAAUGGAAUAUCCUUGUUGCAUAAUUGAACAUUUGGGUAUUGAUCAAUAACCAAUUUUGAGAGAUUGGAACUAUAAGGUUCUAUCUGCAAAAAUAUAAUUCUGAGAUAAUUGGCAAUAACGUUCCAAACCCUCAUUGGUUUGAAUGGUGUCAGCAAUUUAAAAACACACUGGAUAAAGAAAUUAACCCUAAUUGAGGUCAGUAUCAUUGACAUCAGGUUAGGCCAGUUAGGUCCUUAUUAAAAGUGGUUAGAUUAAAUCUACUAUGCAGCAUAGAAAGAUGUUGUUUUUGAGGGGUUACCCUUUACGUUAUUUGAGGAGUCUGCCUUAACGUUGUUUAUUUACGUUGUUUGAGGAGUCUGCCUUAACGUUAUUUAUUUACGUUGUUUGAGGAGUCGCCCUUUACGUUGCUUAAUUACAUUGUUUAAUUGCGUUGUUUGAGGAGUCACCCUUUACGUUGUUUGAGGAGUCACCCUUUACGUUGUUUGAGGAGUCACCCUUUACGUUGUUUGAGGAGUCACCCUUUACGUUGUUUGAGGAGUCACCCUUUACGUUGUUUGAGGAGUCUGCCUUAACGUUGUUUAUUUACGUUGUUUGAGGAGUCUGCCCUUUACGUUGUUUAUUUACGUUGUUUGAGGAGUCGCCCUUUACGUUGUUUAUUUACGUUGUUUGAGGAGUCGCCCUUUACGUUGUUUGAGGAGUCUGCCUUAACGUUGUUUAUUUACGUUUGUUUGAGGAGUCGCCCUUUACGUUGUUUGAGGAGUUGUUUCAUAGGCUUACCUUACCUGUGGUGGCAGGGUCUGCUCUGAUCAGUCAACCUGCUGUAUGACCAAUGGAGGAUACGCCUGCUGUCCCUUCCCUGAAUGAGUACGAAACAAAUUUGACACCACUAGUAUAGAACGAAGACCCUCAUCAGACCUCACUGAGAGAUAUUAGAGAUUCAUUACAUAUGAAUUACAAGCUGCAACACCACAGAACAGAUGUGUGCGAAAUAUUACCAACCAUAGAGCAGUGUGCCCAUGCUGAACAAGGUGGCUGCAGAGGAACCACGCUCUCCUGUCUCUCCCCCACUUGAGUCUGAUAUCAUCCCAGAGCAAUGCUGCAGCAAUUCUGCAGCAGUGUAGAGCUCUGUCUCUAUGGUGCACUGUGAUUGCUCAAAUAUCUGCCCUGCUGCCGUCACCCCGAGGGCGGGUGGAGCUGCUGUCCAUUUUCUUCUAGCGUGUGCUGUCUGGAUGGUGUCCACUGCCUUCCUUGUGGUUAUAAGUGUGACCGCAUACACACUAAGUGUCUAAGACUGAUGGCCUGAGGUACCCCUUUUAUUCCGAGGCAGGCCCACUUCCUUCCUAUGAUCAAACUCACCAAGAUAUCCAAGGUCAACGACCAGCAGGUCCCAUGGACACUACUUGGUUGCCGUUGACAGCACCCAACAUGGCUGGGUUAUUCACUUCCACAGGAAAUCAACUGACCUCCAGCUACAGUAACCCGUUGUGGCAGGGGAAACACUGGAAAAUACUGUUGUCUACAGCUAUCUAAGCCAAACUAACAAGAUUUUAUUUUGAAUUACAUUUUGCCCAACUACUGAGAUUGGGAUUGUACACUUUUUGUGAAUGCAUUAUAUGUACAUGAAUUGGGAAUCAUGACACCCACUCAUUGUUGAUUUCAUAAAACAGACAGGUCAAUAAAAUUAAUGAUAAUUAUUGUGUCUAUCUACUGGCUACAUUCAUUAAGGAUGUGGGUUGGGGUUGUAGGGUAACAUGGUAUCAACAUGGUAUCAACAUCUUACACUGGUUUUUCUACCCCUGAUAACUACCACCAAUUUCAAAUGUUUUAUGGAAAUAUAAAUUAUACACAUGUAAGCAAACUCUUUUUGGCUGCUGACUCCUGGGGAACAGAGAAACAGGAGGGACAUCUGAGGGACAUCUGCGGCUACUGCAUAAAUGUUGGUCACCCCUAAGAAUUGUGAUUUGUUUGGCUUUAUGUUGAAGUAAAACAAUUAUGCAUAAUUCUGGUUCUGGAAAUAAUAAAAUAAUAGGUAAACAUUCAUGCACUCAGUCAGUAUAUGGAGGUAUUACGCGCAUUGCAACUAAAUUACCAGAUUGUCCCUGCUUGACUGUCCUGAUGCAACAAACUAUUAAUUAUGGCUAAACUCUGCCUACUUCUACAAUUUAUAUUCUUAAAAUUCAAUGUGAAACCUAACCAUAACGACACUGCUAAACGUAUGCCUAACUCUAGACAUAACUGUUUUUUCAUACAUUUUUGCGAUAUAGCCAAUUUUGUCUUUGUGGCUGUGGAUUCUAGUGGAAACCACUUCCCACCCGGGGCGUUUCUCCCUCGAACAAGUGUGCUUGUUUGUAACCACGGCAACGUUGGUCGAGCAAAGGCAAAACAAGGUAAUUCCCCCCAAAAUUCCCAAGCAUGACUGCAACCAUGUCCAAGUCUCCUGGGGCUGGCAUGUAUCCCCCAGUAGCAAAACUCAACUUGGCUGCAGACCCCAGGAAGAUGCGCAGGAUCAUUGCAGAAGAUCCAGAGUGGUCCCUCACUGUAGUGCCCCUUUUAUCCAACCUCUGCCUGCAACACAUAGUGAGAAACUUUCAGGAGAAGCCCAUCCUCGAAGAACUUCUUCCCAGGCACAAAGACUAUGUCCUGGAGAGGCUCUCUCCGUCCCUGCCCCUGCAGGUGACUGCCAACCUGAUCAGCGACGACGGCUACUGGAAGCGCUGCUGCAAACAGCGCUGGGGCCUGUGUGACGUCUCCUCAUACGGCCACAGCUGGAAGCGCAUGUUCUUUGAGAGGCACCUGGAGAACAUCAUCGAGCUCUACAUUCCUGAUGCCACUGACCCCAAGACGGUGCUGGGCAUGGUGCCUCUGUGUCGGAACUACGUGAAGAGGCUGGACAUCUCACAGCUGAUGCCGCCAAUCAAGGAACCCCAGAAGUCAGAGGACGAUGACAACUCGGACUCGGCCAGCGACAUGGGCAUGGAUGGGCCAUCCAUGGAUCACUUUGACUUUUGCAUCCUGCUGGACAAGCUGAGCCAUCUGGAGGAGUUUCACGUGGUCUACCGGGUCAAGGGAUGCGGCAUGAACUUUGAGUGGAACCUCUUUGAGUUCACCUUCCGCGACUGCGAGUCUCUGGCCAAGGCCUUGAAGUCCUGUAAGACCUUGAGGGUGCUGAGGAUCCACCAAAGCAAAGUGGAUGACGAGAAGUGUCGUCAGCUUGUGAACAACCUCCUGGACCACCCGUCCCUCAGGGAGCUCAACCUCUCCCACAACCUCAUCGGGGACCGGGGCGCCCGGGCCAUCGGCAAGCUGCUCAACAGGAGUAAGCUGGAGAGACUCACUGUCUACGACAACAACAUUCGGGGGCUGGGGGCCCAGGCUAUAGCCUAUGCCCUGGCCAAGAACUCCAGCCUGCUGUCCCUCAACCUGCGUCUGAACCGGCUGGGGGACGAAGGUGGCCAGGCCAUCGCCCAGGCCCUGCUGAAGAACCGCACCCUGAAAUGGCUGCACCUGGGAGGCAACGAAAUGACAGAGCCCACAGCCACGGUCCUAUCCCAAGUCCUGGUCCAGAAUAAUACGCUUAGGAGCAUCAACCUGUCCUGUAACAGGCUGGGUAUGGAUGGUGGUAAAGUGUUGGAAGAGGGCAUGUGUCACAACAGCAGCAUGGUGGAGUGUGAUAUCCGCCUGACAGAGGUGGGCCAGGAGAGCGACUACUGCAUCAGCCAGGUGGUACGCAACAAUCGGAACCAAGCACACAGGAAACACAACACAGAUGAGAACCUAGCCUAAACCUCAGAGCAUUAUUAAAUACAAGGAAGAAGAAUCAUCACUGAAUUAUCACAGUGAAUUAUUGUAAUGUUUGUUUAUGUGUCAAUUAAUCCCAUUGGGGGAUGGGUUGCCAGCUGGCGACUUGACAUGAAAAUACAUUUUCAUUCAUUCAUAUAAACAUACAGCCCAUUUGUGUUCACCAAAGUGCCACUUUGUCAUAUAUUCUAGACAGGAUGCCUACUAUUUGUUUCAUAUCUGCAAAGUUGUUAAAUGUAGCGAUGUCUAUAAUGUGUUACCACUGAAAUCAGAAUUGAGCUAAAUAGGCUACACCACUGUACAUUUGGCCCAUGGAAAAUAACCCCAGUUUAUUAGGAUGUAAUAAAUGGGCUUGGUCCGAAGGUCAGGGAUGAAUACUGACAUAGAUGUUAUUCUGGGAUGACUUCAGGUUGUUGAGAUCCACCACUGAGCUAUGGGGCACCUUCACUGUAUGUAGGCUACUCAUUGUUUGUAUUCACUGUUUAGUAAAUGUACAAAGUGGAGUUAUAUAUUUAAGGAAUAAGGCCCAAGGGGGUGUGGUAUAUGGCCAAUAAGGGCUGUUCAUGGGUACGACGCAACGCGCAGUGCCUGGAUACAGCCCUUAGCUGUGGUAUAUUGGUCAGAUACCACAAACCCCCAAGAUACCGUAUUGCUAUUAUAAAUGGGUUACCAACAUAAUUAGAGCUGUAAAAAUAAAUGUUUUGUCAUACUCGUGGUAUACCACGGCUGUCAGCCAAUUAGCAUUCAGGGCUUGAACCACCUAGUUUAUAAUAGGAUAUAAAUUAGGUUUGAAAGUUGGAUAUACUGGUAAAUAUAGGCUUUAUAUUCUUCUACCACAUGGGUUUCAGUGUGUACAUGUUAUAUGUCGUAUGUAAAAAGACACAUUAUGUUUCAACAAUUUCACAAGCUGUUUUAUUGAGUUAGCCUUUUUUCACUUUUGAUACACAGAUUUGGUUUGCGGUCAUUGUAACUGUAUUAUGCAACAUCAAGGCAACAUUGUGAUAGUGUCAAUAUACAGUUGAAGUCAGAAGUUUACAUACACUUAGGUUGGAGUCAUUAAAACUUGUUUUUCUUCCACUCCACUUGUUAAUUAACAAACUAUAGUUUUGGCAGGUCGGUUUGGACAUCUACUUUGUGCAUGACAGAAGUAAUUUUUCCAACAAUUGUUUACAGACAGAUUAUUUCACUUAUAAUUCACUGUAUUACAAUUCCAGUAGGUCAGAAGUUUACAUACACUAAGUUGACUGUGCCUUUAAACAGCUUGGAAAAUUCCAGAAAAGGAUGUCAUGGCUUUAGAAGUUUCUGAUAGGCUGAUUGACAUCAUUUGAGUCAAUUGGAGGUGUACCUGUGGAUGGAUUUCAAUGCCUUCCUUCAAACUCACUGCCUCUUUGCUUGACAUCAUGGGAAAAUCAAAAGAAAUCAGCCAAGACCUCAGAAAAAAAAUUGUGGACCUCCACAAGUCUGGUUCAUCCUUGGGAGCAAUUUCCAAAUGCCUGAAGGUACCACGUUCAUCUGUACAAACAAUAGUACGAAAGUAUAAACACCAUGGGACCACGCAGCCGUCGUACCGCUCAGGAAGGAGAUGCGUUCUGUCUCCUAGAGAUGAACGUACUUUGGUGUGAAAAGUGCUAAUCAAUCCCAGAACAACAGCAAAGGACCUUGUGAAGAUGCUGGAGGAAACAGGUACAAAACAAUCUAUAUCCACAGUAAAACGAGUCCUAUAUCGACAUAACCUGAAAGGCCGCUCGGCAAGGAAGAAGCCACAACUCCAAAACCACCAUAAAAAAGCCAGACUUCGGUUUGCAACUGCACAUGGGGACGAAGAUUGUACUUUUUCGAGAAAUGUCCUCUGGUCUGAUGAAAGAAAAAUAUAACUGUUUGGCCAUAAUGACCGUCGUUCUGUUUGGAGGAAAAAGGGGGAGGCUUGCAAGCCGAAGAACACCAUGCCAACUAUGAAGCACGGGGGUGGCAGCAUCAUGUUGUGGGGGUCCUUUGCUGCAGGAGAGACUGGUGCACUUUACAAAAUAGAGAGCAUCAUGAGGAACAAACAGUAUGUGGAUAUAUUGAAGCAACAUCUCAAGACAUCAGUCAGGAAGUUGAAGCUUGGUCGCAAAUGGGUCUUCCAAAUGGACAAUGACCCCAAGCAUACUUCCAAAGUUGUGGCAAAAUGGCUCAAGGACAACAAAGUCAAGGUAUUGGUAUGGCCAUAACAAAGCCCUGACCUCAAUCCUAUAGAAAAUUUGUGGGCAGAACUGAAAAAGCAUGUGUGAGCAAGGAGGCCUACAAACCUGACUCAGUUACACCAGUUCUGUCAGGAGGAAUGGGCCACAAUUCACCCAACUUAUUGUGGGAAGCUUGUGGAAGGCUACCCGAAACGUUUGACACAAUUUAAAGGCAAUGCUACCAAGUACUAAUUGAGUGUAUGUAAACUUCUGACCCACUGGGAAUGUUAAGAAAGAAAUAAAAGCUGAAAUAAAUCAUCUCUACUAUUAUACUGACAUUUCACAUUCUUAAAAUAAAAUGGUGAUCCUAACUGACCUAAGACAGGGAAUUUUUAUUAGGAUUAAAUGUCAGGAAUUGUGAAAAACUGAGUUUAAAUGUAUUUGGCUAAGGUGUAUGUAAACUUCUGACUUCAACUGUACAUGCAGACUUGCCCUAUGUUUAUUAUUUAGUAGUCACACACUCAACCUGUGAUCCACCUUUCCUAGGCAGUACAAAACAUGUUUCCUGACUGUAGCUCUUGCUACAAGGACCAGCAAUCUAUGACAUUGAGAGAGUAAGAAUAAUGCAGGCAGAGCAAUGUUCUCAGUAUGGUCAGAAUAAACUUAACACAAUAUGUGUCUCUCAAAUGGCACUCUAUUCCCUAGAGUGUACUACUUUUGACCAAGGCCCAGACACAUAGAUCUUUAAACCCAGAGGGAUAUGUUUGAAAGUAGAGCACCACAUAGGAAAUAGGGUGCCAUUUGGGACGCAACCAAUGUAACUAGCCUGAAUGACAGUCUAAGAUAGUGGAAUAUUGAUCAAAUAAGUCAGCGGUUGGCUUCCUUAUGUAAAAGGUUGUCUGCACUCAAAUCUGUGGCUUUGACCUCCAUACAAAAAUGUGUUAUCUCUUCCAGCCUUUCCCCUAUCAAGAAAGAGUGUUAAAACAUACCAAUAACGUUGAAGGAAAUAAUCAACAGUGCUCUGCCAUUGCAAAGUAAGUGUAUAUCUCAUACAGCAUCAGAUUGGCUGCAGGGUCUGCAAUUGAAAUUGUACUGUAUUUACAAGAUUCAUUUUCCUUGUACAACACCAUUUUAUAUAGAAAUGUGUCGAUUGUUGAUCUGAAAACCCGAAACACUUCCCUGUUGUCGAGUACAUUUGAGGAUUAGCAGUGUUUAAUAAAACACCACAUUUUAUGCAUUUACUGGUGACACAAUCGACUAAGCACAAGAAACACGACGACAGUCCUAACCUACAAUCUCUGUAUUACUUACAGUACAAAAUCGUUCUCCUGCAAUCCUGUUUUAAGCCACAAAAUUAUACACAACAUUAUAAAAAGAGGAACCCCAAAAGCAUUCCGGGUGUGAGAGUACAUACAGUAUUAUAAGGUAUUACUCCACUUUGUACACACAAUAGAGGGUUCCAUGUAGGGUUGCAAAAUUCCGCUAACUUUCUCAAAAUUCCCAGGUCUUUCAGAAAUCCUGGUUGGAAGAUUCAGGAUUUCCUGGUUAUGCCCUCCUGUUUCUGGGAAUUUACCAACUGGGAUUUUGGGGAAAGUUACCGGAAUUUUGCAAGCCUAGUUCUAUGUUACAUUAGGAUAAAGGGUUCGAAGUUAACAGUCUGUGGUAGGAAAAGAUUUUCAGUUUUUUGAAUUGUUAUUAAAAAAACUCAGUUUGAUAACCUUG